AUGAACAAAAUAGAAGUGAAAUGUUGCAUAAAUGGAGAACCCGAAAUGGGGAAUAGUAGUCUAUACGUAGCAAGGACAGAGUCUUGGGAGCAAGUGUUAUAUAAGAUUUCGCUAAAGGUGAAUAAGCCUCAAGGCCCAAAUUCGAUAGUAUACAACGAAUUAGGGGGCCAGAUUACGAGUGUAUCCGAACUUGAAGAUGGAGACAAGAUUUACUUUUCUGUGAAUGGAGAAGCAUUUGUUCCUCCUGCCUCGUCUGUUCCGAACAAUGCGAGUCCAGCGCCAGCAGUUCAGACAGCUGUACCACAUGACUCAACCCAUCCGAAUCCAUCUCCUGUACCUACAACUACGUUUGCCUCGCCUCCAUUAGCUGUUCCAACUGCUUAUACAAGUGAAACCUCCUCCACGCCACAAACCCAGCAAUGUGUAGUGAAGCCUGCUGAUGGUCCUACGAAAUAUGUUAUGCGUUUUAUUAUCGUGGGUAGCAUGUCUGUUGGCAAAUCGUGUCUGCUUCUCCAAUUUACCAACCGUCGUUUUGCGGCCAACGUGGGACCUACGAUCGGUGUCGAUUUUGGUAGCUCGUCCCUGAACAUUGAUGGAGAGAAUGUGAAGCUGCAGAUUUGGGACACUGCCGGUCAGGAAGACUUCCAGGCCAUUACUCGUGCUUAUUAUCGUGAAGCUGCCGCAGCGAUUCUCGUGUAUGACAUGACAAAUUUGCAAUCGUACGAGAAGCUGCAGUCGUGGCUGUCGGCAGUGCAAAGCAACUCCACCAACCCGAAUAUCGUGAUCACGUUGGUGGGAAACAAAAACGAUGUGAAAGAGGAAGACAAAGUGGUGAGCUACGCGGACGGAGAAGCGUUCGCCAAAGCGAAUGGACUCAUGUUUUUGGAGACUUCUGCGAAGACGGGGUACAAUGUGGACAACGUGUUCAUUCUGACCGCGCGGGAAAUCAUCAAGCGGAUCAAAUCGGGCGCGAUCACCUUGGGAGACAAGGACGGAGUCAAGGUGAAUGGACAGCAAUCGAAUUCGCAGAAGAUCACCGGGGCGGCAGAAUCGGGGGCCGAGACCAAGAAGAAGUGUUGCUAA
Blastocystis hominis is the source of this 1083-nucleotide messenger RNA. RefSeq lists its product as hypothetical. Gene Ontology annotation, cellular component: Golgi apparatus. The record is from RefSeq and is a predicted model, not a curated record. Bases 1 to 1083 code for a protein of 360 amino acids. The transcript is spliced from 3 exons. Gene Ontology annotation, biological process: intracellular signal transduction. NCBI's taxonomy places the organism in Eukaryota, Bigyra, Opalinata, Blastocystidae. Gene Ontology annotation, molecular function: GTP binding; GTPase activity.